AUGCAUUGUUUGAACCUCUACAACACUUACGCAGCUAGUCUUGAGGGCACCUAUGAUGUUGGAGGUGCUCAUCAAAAUAGCGGUAGCUUCGAGAUUUAGACCAGGCCUUUUCUCGCUGCACCACGUCAGUUUUUUUUUAUUUUGCUAGCUUAACAAGGGCCCAACCACUUCGGGAUCGCUGGGGCCAUCCCGAUAGCUUGGCAGUGAACCCUCGGAGCCGGACUCCCCUCCCAAUUGCGGAAUGCGGACUCUACAGGCGUUCCCAGUGGAGUCCGAACCCUUGGGAGGCUUGGAUCGGGCGUGCUCUGGAGGGGCGUCAAAAAGGGAGCCAUCAAAAAGGCCCCCGUUUGACAUCCCAAACGGCCCGGGUCAUUUGGCGACCAUUUUGGGCCAAAAAGGGCCGCCUAAAGGCACCCCCGAGCCCCCACUAGGUGGCGGCCCUCGCAAAACGGCCCGGCAGCUUUUUUUCAAGAAAAGGGGCGCAAAAUGCACCCAAAAUGACCCGGCACAUUUUUGGCCAAAAAGUGCUGCUUUCGGGCACGCCUUGCCUGGCUCAGACCUCCUCUGCGUCGGAGGUUGGCCCCAUGGACGGCGAGCCAGGUAUCCUUGGCGGCUGCCUCUCUGCGAAUGUCGACGAGACCGAAGGCCUACAGCCAUGGGGUGGCCGGGGUGUCUGGCUGUACGCCAGUCCGUGCACUUGGCUGCAUUUUUCAAAAAAAAACAUACGUGCUGCAACGAGAAAAGUCCUGGUCUAAGAAAUCGCUCGCCUGCGUGUUCAGGACUUGCGGUUUUCGCAGUGUGAUGUCAGCGCCGAGUGGAAGGAUUUCGAACGGCUUGGCACCUUGGCUGAGCUGAUUGCGAAAGCAAGAAACGAACAUAUUGAAACCCCAGAGGAACUAUUCGGAUGGGGCAGGAACAUGAGCAGCGAGUGUGAAGGCCACCAAGGUGGUACUUCUACUCCUGACUCUUCCUGCGAUGGGACUUUAAUCGAAGUCGUGGCGGUAGGUCAUAAGUACUAUGCGGUCUCUAACCGACGCACAAAAGUGGUAAAAGACGUUUUCCCUGGAGAAACGACCCUUCCCGUCAAAUUGUACAAGACGGCUGAUGCCUACGGUGUGUGGGCGUUUCUUGCGCAUUAUUCCACAGUUAACGAUGGGGAAAGCGUGGUGGUCAUUCCGCGUGAGGAGAGAAAGCGUGUUGGGGGACAGCAGAACACGCGCGCUCCCCCUGGCGCAUUUUUCACGCAACGAUGCAUUAGAUUACGAAGUGAAGCCGCAAAAAAGGAACUGCGAACAGAAGCCGACUCGCUGAAAAAGCGUUACAACCUGCACAGCGUUAACUUCGUGCGAGAUUGGAAAGGAGGACUCGUUUGUUCGAUAGCAGGCCUCUUCUUGCCAGAUGUCCACCUCGCUGGAGGAUACAUCUGGGAGCGAUUUGGGAAGCAGUGAGUCUUAGAAUUAGAAACUUAGCUGAUGAAGCCAUUAUAUUUAGAGAAGAAAUCCUCGAAGGUGUGACGAAACAGACGAAUCGUCUGCAAGAGGAGAACAGGAAUCCGGACAUUGACUUUGACAACUACUGGUCAUGAAAGAAUCUGGUAUUGAAAAAAUUCUGUGAAGAGAAGACGUGCAUGUGAUUUGGUGGGGGAAAGAAACAAUAAACAUUGCACGCAGCAUACUUUGCUUCGGUGAGAAAAAGAAUCCUACAAAGUUUUUCAAAGGCAGUUUUUCCUUUUUCAGAAAAUUAUGAGAUUCCAAAUUAUGUAUACUCGCCCUGAUCAUCACAGAAAGAAAGAAGAGCCAUGCGCGGCCAAUGUACGAUCAGAUUGCGCCAGGAGCGCCUCAUUUCAAGAAAUCGUAAUGUUGACACUAUCCAUCAUCGCGUCAGAUCGUUCGGCCUCUAAAGUCCAGGACAAGGACAGAGAUUGGCCCUCAUUCAGGUAUAAUCUGGUUCCUCGCCCCCGUUCCAGUCUCCCUUCUUCCAUUCGUUUCCCUUUUUAUUUGUUGCCAGAAAACAAUAAA
Messenger RNA from Amoebophrya sp. A25, 2018 nucleotides. The record is from the annotation of a GenBank genome assembly. Lineage: Eukaryota; Dinophyceae; Syndiniales; Amoebophryaceae.